Molecule: messenger RNA, 4318 nt
Organism: Megalobrama amblycephala (Wuchang bream)
Lineage: Eukaryota; Metazoa; Chordata; Actinopteri; Cypriniformes; Xenocyprididae
Product: zinc finger E-box-binding homeobox 2-like
Exons: 8
Coding region: 414-2849 (811 amino acids)
Biological process (GO): anatomical structure development; regulation of transcription by RNA polymerase II
Molecular function (GO): DNA-binding transcription factor activity, RNA polymerase II-specific; RNA polymerase II cis-regulatory region sequence-specific DNA binding
Source: RefSeq, a predicted model, not a curated record
UAUCAGACCUUAUCAGAGCGUACGUGAAAUGACUGACCUUCCCCAUGACUUACAAGACACUCGUAUGCAAACAGCAACAAACGAUAAGUACGGUGUGUUUUGGCACAUGUGACCCCGGCUUCUGGGACAAGCGGAGGCUGUGCCGUGGAUUGUGCGGAUGACGUUUCUAUAGUAUGAGAGCCGUGGGAGGCGUUGAAGCUGUGAUGUGGUGUGUCUGUGACUCAUUGUCAUAAUGUGAAAAUAGCCGAGUCAGACAAUUCACUGCGUGUUGUUGAACUUCUCCGAGACGUUCGAAUUGUUGGAUAUUUUCUGAAAGGAUACUAAUCACGGAUCGCGGCGCACGUGACCUCGCCGAAGGUGACAUCGAGCGCUGUCUGGGCUCUGAAGGGGAGGAUGAGGGCAGUGUUUGGGGGAUGGAGGUUCUGGACAGCAGAGAUGCUCAGGAUAAAGUAAGCCUGACGGCCAGCGAGGGGACGGAGCCCGGCAGUCCCGCCCCGUGUGCCCUGAGUCCCCCGGCGGAGAGCUGGAUCCACACCCAGAACACGCCCCGCAAAGACCCCGAGCGCUGCGACGGCAGCAUGUUCAGUCAGACUGACGCCCAUGUGAUCGACGACGCGCCGCAUUACGAGUCCAUGGUGCAGCUGAGGAAAGUGUCGCACCUGCUCAGCCCGAUUCACGUACAACAACACAACGGGUCCGUGAGCGCGUACCAUUUAGACGGCGUUCACGACGACAUGUCACCUGUCUGCUGGUCACCGGGAGAACACGGGUCACCUGAGGGCAAAGACGGCGGACCCUUAAACUCUGACGGCCCACAGGCGCCCGUUCAGACGUGCCCGUAUUGCCAGCGGACGUACCGGCGAGACGCGUCUCUGAGGGAACAUAUGAAGUUCUGCCAGGACCGGGACGGAGGAGACAGCGUCUGCCCUCUCUGCGGGUUCAGUACGCCGUACCGCGCGCAGAUGGAGCGGCACCUGACGCUGCACAGCCAGACCCACGAGAAGAAUUCCUUGUCUGAGACCAGUAUGGAGAACAGGAAGUUCAAGUGUAAUCAGUGUGGAAAGGCCUUUAAAUACAAGCAUCACCUCAAAGAGCACCUGCGCAUUCACAGCGGUGAGAAGCCGUACGAGUGCUCGAACUGUAAGAAGCGUUUCAGUCACUCGGGCUCCUACAGCUCACACCUCAGCAGCAAGAAGUGCCUCAGCGGCGGCGCGGCGGCGAACGGAGCUCAUUUCAACGGACACUCCCAUCACGCGUACAUCUUCCCAUCGCCCACGUCGCCCCCUGUGGUCGGCGGGAGAAACGGCAGCCGAGGAAAGGGAUCUCCGUACGGCGCGCUGGGCCAGUACCCGCUGGAGUCCGCCGUGCCCGUUUUGAGCCGGUCGUGGGACCCCGCGGAGGAUCUGGCCAUGAGGACGGGCGUGUUCAAAGGCACCACGCUGCUGCCGUUGCUGCAGUCGCGCAGUAAGUUCGAACACCUGCUGCAGGAGAUGCUCCGCCGGGAGGUGGGAGACGAGGCGCGCAAAAACGACAGAUCGCCCGCGCGCAACAACGCGCACCUGUCGUCGCCCCAGCGCGCGUCUUGGCAUUCGGUCCCGCAGCAGAUCCUCGUGCCUUUACCGACGCCCUUGCAACUAGCGCAAGAUUCCCCGCACAAACACUGGCCGGGUGAAGAAGGCGGCCCGACGUCACCGACGUUACCUGAACGCCAGCACCUGAUUGGCUCGCGGUUUGGCUCUCCUCCUCACCUGGACCUGUCAAUCAACACAUCGCCGCGUCAAUCAAGUCAUCACAUUCAGAACGAACCUUUAGACUUGUCCAUCCCUAAACCUCAUUCGGCCUCCGCCGUGCCACGAGAGACCAGAACUUGUAACGGUUACUCGCCGCACCAGGAAAGACGCAACGGCGAGACCGCGUUCAAGAGACUGACUCCGCCCUCCCAGCAGCAGGUGGGCGGGGCUUAUGCAGCAUCGCCGCUGUUCAGCAGCACGGUGUUCAGCAGCUACCCUCUCUUCAAUCACAUGAUCCCGGGACACAACGGCCUGACAUCACUUCCUCUCACGCCACCAACACCGAGCCCAGGCUUCCUGUCUCCAGUGGCGUAUAUGGUGGAGGCGGAGUCAGAGUCGAUGCUGAAGAGAAUCCAACAUGAAAGACAUUCAUUUAUGACUGAAGCGAUGAAUCGUGGUGGUCUGGAGUAUCUGUCGCUGAUGGAUGAUGGGAUGGAUGGAGAGAUCGGCCCCGGGAGAAAGAGACUGAAAAAGACGGAGGAAGGACUGUACGCCUGCGAUAUCUGCGACAAAACCUUCCAGAAGAGCAGCUCUCUGCUGCGCCACAAAUAUGAGCACACAGGAAAGCGACCCCACGAGUGUCAAACCUGUAAGAAGGCCUUUAAACACAAGCAUCAUCUGAUUGAACACAGCCGUCUGCACUCAGGAGAAAAGCCGUAUCAGUGCGACAAGUGCGGCAAGCGCUUCUCUCACUCGGGCUCGUACUCUCAGCACAUGAACCACCGCUACGCCUUCUGCAGUCGCGACAGUGACCCGGACGGGCCCGGAGAGGACGCGGCCGUUCCCUACCUGAGCCCCGUCACGCAGCGCAGCGGCACCGAGGGACGCGCUUCGGCCCUGGAGGACAGCGGCGCCUUUCUCAGCGACUCCAGCCUGGAGGGAGCGGCGCUGGAGUUCAGAGACGACGAGGAGGACGAGGAGGAGGAGGAAGAGGAGAACUCCCUCAGCAACCACGUUUACAGUCGAGGGAUGAGAACGGAAGGGGUUUCCCUACAGAUGAAGGAAGAGACUGAGGAAAAACCCUCUGGAAGCGAGCAACAUCAAGACGAGACGGAGUGAGAAGAGGGACUCUUCACCAGUGUUUACCAAAGAUGUGAAAGACGCACAUUCACUGACUGACACUCUGGGAUACGCUUCGUCUUUAGUGUUCAAGCCUGUGCCUCGCGCCAGUCGGACCGAACUGUGAACAAACACAAUCCAGUGCCAAAUAUAAUCCAACACACGCUUCUCCAAAGACUUGAUUCGUCACCACAAUCCAGAGCGGAAAAUCACUGAGAGGCAGAAAUGAGUCGAGUUCAGAAGAAAUGAUUAAAUAUAUACUAAAGAAAUCAAUAAAUGCCAACGGGCAAAGAUGAGAAUGAAUGAUCUCAGAAAAACUGCCAAGAAUAGGUCAUUUUUGCAUCAAAAUAAUGAAAAAAAUUAAAUAUGAUAUAAUUAUAUUUUGCAUAAAGAAAAUUAUGCCUGUUUUUAGGACCAUUAAGAGUUUUCACACUGGCAUUAAAAUCCCAUUACUGUAAGGGGAAAAAUUCAAUAUUAUAUCAUUUUUAUAUCAAUCUAAUAUGAUAAAGCAAUAUAUAAAAUCUCAUCUUUAUUAUGCAAAAGUAAUGCAAAAAUAUUUAUUGCACAUGCAUCAUGGUAUUUGUACUGCCUUUAAUUUAUGCUGAUAUAAAAAUGCAUUAUAAAAUGUUGAUGCAAAAAUCUUAAUGGUUUUAAAAGUAGGCUUCAUUUUUUUUUAUACUAUAUAUAUAUAUAUGUGUGUGUUUUUUUCGUUUGAUUUUAAAUUGAAACAUGACCAUAUUUACACAAGAUAUUGAAAUCUGAAAUAUUUCAUCAUAAAACAAGUAUUUAGAGUCCAGUAUUUGAGCAGCAUUCACAGGCGAGCAGCAGCAAUCGAGGGUUUGUUAAUGACUGGUUAGAUUAUGGAUCAUUCGGAUGGCUUUUAUGGUUUUCUAUGUCAUAAUUAUCUCAGACGGCACUAUAACUCAGAACAAGAUUAAACACAGAUUUGACAUCUCUGAACUGGAAAAACAGUACAAUUGGCCUGAUAAUGACAGACAUAAAAACCUCAAACCAAAGUUUUACCUUCUUUUCAGCACGAGCAGUUCAACAAACACAGACCAAAUAUUUGCAUCAAAUAAUGUGUUUUUAAAUAGUGUUCAUGUUGCAAUACUAUCAUAAAGUGUCUUUUUGAGAAAGAAAUAAGCUGGAAUACAUAUGCAUAUAUAGUCUGUUAUGUGUUGCUCUGAAUACGACCUCAGAAACAGCUUCAUUCUGCCACUUAUGCAAGAGUUUCAUUGACAGAACAACAUCAAAAUGAAAACGGUGCUUUUAGUCUGUCUUCAUUCAUUUAUUACUCUGCUUUUCUUCUUUAUAAAUUCUGUUUACCUGUAAACAUGGACCAAAAUGCUUCUUGCACACGAGAACCGUGCAGUAUUUUCACCAGUGUUAUUUUUAUACAAAUUUUAAGCUUUGUUAAAAUGUUAAUACAUAAUCUUUGUAAUAAAUUUGUACAUAUUUUGAAAAAAAAA